Messenger RNA from Trifolium pratense (red clover), 922 nucleotides. RefSeq names its product 60S ribosomal protein L2, mitochondrial. Gene Ontology annotation, biological process: cytoplasmic translation. The transcript is spliced from 3 exons. Gene Ontology annotation, cellular component: ribosome. Lineage: Eukaryota; Viridiplantae; Streptophyta; Magnoliopsida; Fabales; Fabaceae. The coding region runs from base 202 to 792 and encodes 196 amino acids. Gene Ontology annotation, molecular function: RNA binding; structural constituent of ribosome. The record is from RefSeq and is a predicted model, not a curated record.
AUAAAUCUAAAGUAAAACCCUAACAAGAAAAAAUCACCACCCCCAUCAAAUCAAAUUAAAAAAAAAAUUGCAGGCACCGCCACUUUUCUCUUGUAUCAGAAACAAGCCGGACUAGCACCGAACUCAACUCGCCGGAAAACGCAGCCGGAGUUGUCCGUCGUCAGCCAGAAAGUGAAAAAGUAAUAAAGUUUCUUUUUAUGAAUGGCUUUGCAACUAUUGAGAAAUCGCGCCACAUCGUCGACAUUCAAUUUGUUCUUUAAUGCUAUUCGCCGUUUCUCUUCUGCUGAGGUUUCGAACGGAAUUCCCGAAGAGGCACGUGAGAGAAUGUUGUAUUCUGACAUAAACUCACAGAUUGGUAGUUGCAUGCCUCUCUCUUCAAUGCGAAUUGGAACAAUCAUUCACAACAUUGAGCUGAACCCGGGGCAAGGUGGAAAGCUGGUCCGAGCGGCCGGAACCAAUGCAAAGAUCUUGAAAGAGCCCACGUCACAGUACUGUUUAAUUCAACUCCCCUCUGGUGUUAAAAAGUUGAUUGAUUCUCGAUGCAGGGCCACUGUCGGUACUGUCUCUAAUCCAACUCACGGUGAUCGUAAGCUUAGGAAGGCUGGCCAUAGCAGAUGGCUUGGUCGGAGACCGGUUGUUCGGGGUGUGGCUAUGAAUCCUGUUGAUCAUCCUCAUGGUGGAGGAGAGGGCAAGAGCAAGAGUAGUGGUGGGUGGGGGAAAGGAUCCCGCACUCCUUGGGGUAAGCCAACUAAGGGUGGCUUCAAGACUGGACCUCUUAAACGGAAAAAGUAGGUAAGUAGGUAUUUACUAGUACACAACAUUCUUGUAAUACAAAUCUUUCUAAUGUUGAUGCUUCCUUAAUAAUUGUGGAAGCUUUGGAACUAUUCUACUUCCAAUCAUGGAUUUGAUUUGGUUCGGCCAA